Messenger RNA from Macrobrachium nipponense, 738 nucleotides. Its product is annotated as box A-binding factor-like. The transcript is spliced from 3 exons. The record is from RefSeq and is a predicted model, not a curated record. The coding region runs from base 1 to 738 and encodes 245 amino acids. NCBI's taxonomy places the organism in Eukaryota, Metazoa, Arthropoda, Malacostraca, Decapoda, Palaemonidae.
AUGGCGUUUGUUAUGGAAAGACCCCAUAGAAAAUUGUUACUGUUGUUGGCUGCUGCUGUUAAUGCUGUUAAUUCUGCCGGUGGUGUUAAUGUUGCUGCUGCUGUUAAUGCUGUUAAUUCUGCCGGUGCUAUUCAUGCUGUUACUGCUUUUAAUGCUGUUACUGCUGUUAAAACUGCUGCUACUGUUGCUGCUGUUAAUGCUGUUUCUUCUUCUGCUAAUGCUGCUGCUCCUGUUAAUGCUGUUGCUUCUGUUAAUGCUGUUAAUACCGCUGCUGCUGUUAAUGAUGAUGCUGGUGCUGUUAAUGCUGUUGCUGCUGUUAAUGUCCUUAUUACUGUUAAUACCGCUGCUGCUGUUAAUGAUGAUCCUGGUGCUGUUAAUGCUGCUAAUGUUGUUACUGCUGUUAACACUGCUACUACUGUUGCUGCUGCUUUUAAUGUUGUUGCUGACACUGUCAAUGCUGUUGUUGCUGUUAAUACUGAAGCUGCUGUUAAUGGUGGUGCUGGUGCUGUUGCUGGUGUUCAUGUUGUCACUGCUGUCAAUACUGCUACUACUGUUGACGCUGCUGCUUUUAAUGCUCGCUGCGGCGUUUCCAGCAAAUCCUCCUGGAACUAUGAGACAGGAGGAGGAGGGGAGGAGGAGGAGGAGGAGGACCCAGCUUCAAUUACGUCCAGAUUAACCCCCUCGAAGACGACGGAGGAGGAGGAGGAGGAGGAGGAGGAGGAAGAGGAGGACAUCUGA